AAACUAGUGCAUGCAGUUCCCAUAUAAGAUAAGUUUGCCGUAUGGAUCUGUUAGCAAAACUCCAAAUAGAGUUGAUUUGCCAAUUCAGACAACCAAAAACAAACCCAUGCCAGUUGCAGGGAUAAAGAUGCAAGGCAAAUACAGCGCAUCUAUCUUUUCUUUGUACCACACAAUUAUUUAUAUAUCCAGGCAAGAUUGCAAUAAUACGAUAAUCAUCAGUUUUAUGAUCAGUGGUCAGGAUCAUACCAUAUUAAAGUUCAUCAGACAUCGGACGGAUUAGAGUCAUUGGCGUGAUAAUGGUGUAACCUGUGUCAUACAAAACACAGGUUGUGUUAAAGGGCAGAUUCUAUUCCGAAACAAAACAAAACAGAAAACACAAGUCUUCUCUAUAUCGGCCAACUUAACCGGAUCUUCCAAGACUGAUUACGUUAUUCCCCAUACAAUAUUCCUCCAACUCCCAAUUAUUUCUCUCUCAAAUAUUUUGUUUCUCCCCUGUUUUCCUGUGUAUUUCCUCAGUUUCUCUAGCAAAAAAACUCAUUCAAUGGCAUCGGUAAUGGACAUAAUUAGACUUCCACAACUGAUAUUCUUCUUCUACUUAUCAAUUAUUGCAUCAAUUUUCAGAAAACUAUUUUCUUUCUUUCUUCCAAAUAAAUCAUGUUUAAGUUUUACAUGUCUUAGUGAUUUCGCAUUAUCUCUGUACUUCAAAUUCUAUUGUGGUCUUCAACCUUGUACCAUAAGGCUUGAUGAUAAUCAAACUACUCUCCACUUCUGGAUUCCGAAGCUGCACCGAGUCGUGAAACCUUCUCUUUUGUUGAUUCAUGGUUUUGGUGGGAAUACAAAGUGGCAAUACUAUCCACAGGCAGGAUCACUCCAUCAGGAAUUCAACCUAUACGUACCGGAUUUGAUAUUUUUCGGAGACUCGUUUACCGGAAAACCUGACAGGACCGAUGUAUUUCAAGCGGAAUGUAUCGGAGAAGGAAUGAAGAAACUAUGUGUGGAUAAUUAUUCGGUAUUUGGUAUCAGUUAUGGAGGUUACGUAGCGUAUCGGAUGGCCGAUAUCUUUCGUCAAGAGAUUGAUAGGUUGAUGAUUAUGAGUAGUGGAAUCUGUUUCAAGAAAGAUGAAAUGGUCGAAGAAAUGAAGAAACUGGGGAACAAAGAUGUUGCUGAUAUUUUAGUACCAUCGAAACCAGAAGAUUUAAGAGUUUUGAUCAAUCGAGCUAUGUUUAAACCUCCUUUUUGGGUCCCUGAUUUCCUUCUUAAGGAUUUCAUCAAUGUUAUGUACAUGAAUCAUAGAAAUGAGAAAAUGGAGAUGCUGCACAACUUGAUACAUAAAGAAUCAGAUUCGAAUUCUCUUCCUGUUCUAAAUCAGGAAACGAUGAUACUAUGGGGAGACAAAGACAAAGUUUUUCCAUUAUAUUUAGCUUUUCAACUGGAAAGGCACUUAGGUGAGAAAUCAAGGGUGGAAAUAAUCAAAGAUGCAGGACAUGCAGCAAAUUUAGAAUCACCUUACCUUGUAAAUCAUUUAAUCAGAUCGUUUCUUCUGGAUUAAUGUAUACUAUAUAGCUAGAGAAUUUAAUAUAUAUGUAUGUAUAGUUUUGAUGAGUAGCAGUUAGUAUUCACAAAACUAGGUCUAGGGGGCUAAGGGGGAAAAAGGCCUAGCCAAAGCCGGAUCCUGUGAGGUUGCACACUCCGCUCUUCCUCAGGCGCUGCCAUUCCCAAAAGUAAUUCAUAAAUAAUCACGUUUUCAAUGUAUGUGGUGUAUGUCUGUACUUUCUUCGGUACUGACGAUUAUAUUACAUUACAAAAAGUAUUACUGCAAUCA
Messenger RNA from Papaver somniferum (opium poppy), 1822 nucleotides. RefSeq names its product lipase 1-like. The record is from RefSeq and is a predicted model, not a curated record. Bases 542 to 1549 code for a protein of 335 amino acids. The transcript is spliced from 4 exons. NCBI's taxonomy places the organism in Eukaryota, Viridiplantae, Streptophyta, Magnoliopsida, Ranunculales, Papaveraceae.